Salvia miltiorrhiza (redroot sage) is the source of this 369-nucleotide messenger RNA. RefSeq lists its product as uncharacterized. The coding region runs from base 1 to 369 and encodes 122 amino acids. The transcript has a single exon. Lineage: Eukaryota; Viridiplantae; Streptophyta; Magnoliopsida; Lamiales; Lamiaceae. The record is from RefSeq and is a predicted model, not a curated record.
AUGCAGAAGGAGUUGUUAUUGCGCAUCGUUGUUGUUGUGCAAGGUGAAGAUGGUUACUUCCGGAUGGGCCAUGAUGCUGUGGACCGGGACUCUUUCACGCUUUUGCAGAAAUGCACGGUGGCUAUCCGCCAAUUAGCCAUCGCCACCGGCGUCAGUGCGGAUACUUUCGAUGAGUAUCUCAAGGUCGCUGACACGACGAGGAAUCUAUGCCUAAAGAAAUUCUGCAGAGCUGUCAUCCGGACAUACAGUGUCGAGUAUCUUCGACAUCCUACGCCUUCUUCAGAGACGCGACACGGAUUUUCCGAGAUGCUCGGGAGUCUUGAUUGUAUGCAUUGGGCGUGGAAGAAUUGCCCCAAAGGUGUGGCAUAG